Messenger RNA from Symbiodinium natans, 1413 nucleotides. NCBI's taxonomy places the organism in Eukaryota, Dinophyceae, Suessiales, Symbiodiniaceae. The record is from the annotation of a GenBank genome assembly.
AUGGCCAGCCGCGUGCGUUCCAUGGGCGACGCCGAGAAAGCCCUUGACUACUUGGCGGACACGGACGCGGACCAGGAUCGGGCGAGCCGUCCUCCACGCAGCCUUGGGGGCAAGGGGAGCAGAGAUCUCCUCCACUCUGCCUUCUACAUCUACUGCUGCGAUCCAGACUCUUCCGACAGCAGCAGCAAGCUGAGCAGUGACGAUAAGCCAGAGCAGGAGGGAAAGCCUGAUGCAACAGCAGGUGCCGCCGAGCCCAGUGAAAGCAUGUCUGACUAUGUUCCUUCACCUGUUGAGUCCGAGCCUCGUGGCGUGAAGCACGGUUUGGAUGAAGGUGAUGGCGGGGCUGGCGGGGCAUCCGCGACCGCGGCGUCCGCAGCAAUGGCUCCUGAUGAUGAGCGACCCGCCAAGUUGCCCAGAGAAGAGCCUCACAAAUCGUCUCGGAUCAAUGCAGUGCAAGCGGGGCCGCGCAACGAUGAAGAUGUGCGUCCGUGCCUUGAAGAAGCUGAGAUUGAUGACCUUGAAUGGUAUGAUGAGACGCUUUACGAUAGCCAACACAAGCAGAUUGGCUAUGCCAUCCAUCUUGUUCCACAGCACGUGGGUGCAUCUGUUUUGCAUCGUGGCUAUGGCAACGAUGAGUGUCAAGGCCACUUGCUUGAAGCUUUCAGUGAUGCUGACUGGAGCGGUAGUCAGUUCAGCCGCCGGUCAAUGAGUGGAGCUGUGUUCUAUCUUGAUGGAGCGGCAAUCUUCAGCACAUGCAGGGGACAGAAGGUUGUCAGUUUGUCGUCUUGUGAAUCAGAAUGGUAUGCUGCGGUAUCUGCCAGUUGCGAUUUGCUUUUCAUCAAGCAAUGCCUCGAAGCCAUACUUCCCGAUCCAAUCCAGGCCGUGGUGCGUUUGGACAACUCCGCAGCACGCCAAUUGGCCCAUCGUCAGGGCCCUUCCAAUAGGACCCGUCACAUCGAUGCUAGGCUGUUUUGGGUGCAAGAACGUGUUCAAUCAAAAGAGCUGUUGUACCGGCCCGUCUCAGGCUUGUGCAACCCAUCCGACAUAUCCACCAAAGUUCUGUCGGAGAAGCGCUUGAAAGGACUGCUAGGUGCCCAGAACGUCGUUGACAUGAGCAAGAGCAUGGAAUCUGUGGGCGAACAUGAGUGGCAUGAGAUUCUUGAUGAAGUUGCUACGAAUGUGCACUUGAGGAAAGUGAGCAAGCAGUUCCGAUCGAAAUGUGUCAAGAGCAAGGCCUUCGUUCGCAUUGCCGUGAUGUCCCUGAUGCUCGCAGGGUGUGAUGCAGCGGAGGAAAGCAGUUCACCAUGGAUCGUGGUCACUGAUCAUUCGAACAUGUGGAAAUGGUACAUGCUCGUGGCAUUUUGCCUGGGAAUGAUUGCAGUGUGUUUCCAAACUACGAGCCUUGAGCUGUGA